GUUCGAUGCUCAGCCAGAGUUUUUCGUUACUCAAUACCAGUUCCUGACAGUACACUGGGAUGACAUUCAGGUAGAAACGGCAACUACGGCACGCAACAUGAUCUUGCGCAUUUCAUCAUCCGUCGAUCCCCAUUCCAAAAACGUUCAUUGGCAAGGUUGCUUCCGAAGCGGCAACCACAGGCAUCCUCUUAGGGCAUCGAUAUCAUGCGCAGAAUCGGUAGAUGAACUGAGGUAUGAGAUACAGGGAGCACUAAUUCGCAUGAUGUGUGGGUAGCAACACUGUUUCGGGAACAAACACUGAAAGCCCUCGAAGCGCGUGAUAAAGCGGAACGGCAUCCGCCUUCUGCUUUCCGACGCUGCACCCUGCCAAAUGCGAGAGGGGGGUCUCCACUUAUUGGUACGGUGCGUGGGUAUUAUGCGGCUUCACUGAAGUGAGCGGGAGCCUUGCGAGCAAAGAAGCGUUCCUUUCCUAUAUAUGCAAGAAAUAAUCAUUUGGAUCCUCCAUCUUCAGGCUACUCGAAGUCACCCAGUGUUUGCCUGACACUGUAUUUCACUAACUGUUGUGUAUCUUAGAGCGACUGCGUCAUCCGGAGGCUGGUCGCUUCCACGUGUGAAUGUCCACGCAAAAGCGUAAGCGGCAUAGGAUGUCCUGUCGGCCCUCAAGUUGAACUAGUUCGACUGUUUCUCCACCACUUUUCCUUUUUUGAGAGUGUCAAUUUUUCGUUUCGUGAAAUGUGGGUUGUGUACUGCGAUAUUCGAUCGUUGGACCCUCGUACGAAAAGGGGUAUCCGCCAUCAGAUAUUUUCCACUGAAAAGGUGACUGACACUCACUUGCACGUUCCCCGAUGCGUAUGAGAUUUGGUGCAAACCCCUUGGAGAAAAACGCAACUUGUGGUGGCGCAUUUACUUGUCGAAAUCGUGGCCAGCCGGGCGAUUGUGCCUGUCACCACGAGAGGCCGUACCCGCCUAAGACUGAACUCUUGUUCUGGGGCGAUUGGGUUCGCCAGGGGAGGUCAUCUUUAAGAGCCCAGCUUUGCAGUUUUCUGCUAGCCCUCCCUCACAAACGUUGUAUGCGCAAACAGCCACAAAAGAAUAGCGAAGACGACAUUUACUCAAAUGCCUACUGGCGGAAACUUCUCCCGAAAAAGUUAUCUCGGUCGCAUCCGGCGCCGCAAAAGUGGCGGCACGAGUCCACGCUGGAAAAAACGAAGCGCUCGGGCGGCGAGCUAACAACGUUGUGCCCGUCUACUCAUGUCUAUCGAAAAUGUUCCCGCACCUGAAGACUUUUCAUGAACUCACAGAGUAAUCACUCUCAUUCCACACGUUUACAGUUUUCUGUGUUGUCUUUUUCUUUGGAGAGCGGCUUUUCAUCGAAAAGGCGCCAAGCCUGUAACGGGGGCUGUUGUCAGGAGGUCGAGCGACCAUCGGAAUCCGCCGCUCAUCAGCUCGCCCGUAGUCUGGUUUGUUUCCACCCUCCAAAAAACUAUCGACGUGGGCUGUCUGCGCUCCUCGAUCUGACGGGAUCUAUUCAAAAUUUAAUGCGUCUUCCUAAACGUCGUACCAGGGCAUCCCUGCAAUUUUAGUUCCAAUGCAACACGUCCUCGGCCGUCUUCCUUGCUGCGUCGUCGUGCGUGGACAUUUGGGCUCGUGAGUUGCCUCGACGCAUACACACACACUCAGAGCCAGCACACUCAAGUUGGACACUUUUGUUCUGAGGUGAGGGGUGGUUGUGGAAAAAGGUUGCGCGCCCACCUUCGCCGUCGCUUCCUUCCCAAGAUAUUUUUCUCCGUCUUGUUCGACCUGCUUUCGUAGCGUGCGUCGAGUGGAGGAGGGAAACGUGAGGGCGUGAAAGGGGGGUGCAUUCCACGAUUUCACUCGAACUCGCUGCACGCAGGAUUGCUUUGGGUGGAAUUGAACACGAACUGGCGUUCUACAGUAGCGAAGAUGGACAACGAAUCGUCCGGUUUACCCGACUAGAAUUGCUGGGAGGAAUGUCUGUGCUCAGUUUUGCCGCCAUCGCUCCUAGCAAUUUUUCGCUAGUAUGUGCGCGCGGAGCAGCCGGUGACCGGGGAGGCGCAGCGUCUUCCCUGCGGAUUACUCCACAGCAUGUGUCUCGGGACACAAACACAGCCCGCGUGGUGUGGAGGGAGAUUUCUCGCUGUCCGAGACCGAGCGGGCUGGUACCACGAAUAGGGGGGCUCGCCUCGCGCGUUUUCCAACUCCAACGAAGGAACGCGCAUCUUUCGAUUCUUUUGUUCCUUCUUCGCCCCCCCUCUCUUUUUGGGAGCGGCUAAAGACGCUGGUCUUGCUUGUCGACGUUCUUCCCCCGUGCGCACAGGCUGUUGGGGGGCUCCGACCAGAGAAACAAGAGAGGCCUUCGUAUUUGGAGGCGGGGGAAAGAGACUUGAAAUCGUUGCGCGCCUGUUGCACAAUAUUAAAGCGCCGAGCGGGAGAGAGGAAGAACGUCAUCUUCCCCCUGUUUCCCUGGGGAUUCGUCUACGCGUAGCUGCGUUUUUUCUUUUUCCUUUCGAAGCGCCUGGGGCAUGCCUCUUCUUUUCUUCACUUCUUUGCGGCAUACGCGCUUACUUUUCUCCAACAGCCUUCUGGCCGUGUCUUCAUUCUUUCUCCACGGAAGCGAACAGACGGCAAUCACUCCGGCCCCCGUAAAACCUCUCUGCUUAGUUUUUCUUCUGUGGUCUUUCACCAUCGCGGGGAAGCGGUGACCUUUCGUUUUUUUAUUAGCUUUCCAUCCGUCUCCCUAUUUCCCCUCGUAGACUGCCGUCUCUGUGCAACAUCUUCCCGGCCGCACCCUGGGACUGAGGCUGACGGUCCGCAUGAAAAAACGAUUUUCACGAGUGGACGCCUCGCGAGCGGCGCGGGAGUCCUGUGAUCAGGAAGACCUACCUCGCGAGCUCGUCUUCCCUCAUGCUUCUUCAAGAAGGUUGCUUUUGUUGCCUCUUUCCCCGUCUUUUGGCUCUCAUACGCGUUUUCUUCCCCACUACCCUUCCGUGUUCUUGGCCCAGCUGUCCAACACCCCUCGACAAAAAGUGUGAAACAAAAGGACUGUAAACUCUCAGUCGAGUCCUUUUUCGGCACCUGUGUGGGAGCGAAACAACUCAUCAACUGAUACAGCUUCUUCGGUUUUUUCUGCCAACAUAACUCGCUCAUACACGCGAUACCGUCUCGGUUUCCCAAAGAUUGUCGCCAUGAAAGUUGAAAAAUGAAGCUGCGUCUCCGGUAAAGGCGGACGUGUGCAUGGAUUACGAAUGUUUUUUUAUCAUUCGUGUAGUGAAUCACCAGUUCUCCGCGUCAGUUGCUCACCUCUACGGGGAGCCUCGCUCACACCUUUCGUAGUGGAGCAACAUUUUCCGUCCGUGUUGUGUUUCACUGGCUGCAACACAUCCUGGUAAACAGCCGCUGCAUUUCCAUUUUCACUCUGGAAUCGAAAGAGACUGCUAUCUUUCGUUUACCCUGGUUGUCGCGUCGCCACUGUUCACGAGCGUUCCGACCCUUGCUGCCAUCAGGAACACAGUCGCUUUCCGUCGUCUGUGGCUCUUUCUACCCCGUCGUACGUCCUUGUCCUUGCAAAGCCUUCCACGGUAUUCGUCUCCUUGUUGCUCGCCAUCUGCGCUGGUGUGCCCUACUUGCCGUGAUUUGCUUUUCUGCUUUCACUCCCCGAACGGUUGUACGGGUGUUCUUGGAAGCGGUUCGUCUACAGAAGAGGGAAACCGAACUUGCCUCAUCUGCGUGCGUUUGUGUAUGUAAGGAUAGACAUAUCAUUGUAUUCGUCGUGUGAAGCCGUGCGGGUCGUCCACUGUACUCCUGUAUCGCACUCCUGUGGGAAAUCAUUUUCUUCCCGUGUUUUUCGGCCUCCGAGUUGGUUUGCUGACCGCGGCGGUGUCGGCCUUUCGAUUUUGUGUGUAUGAACUCUUGAGUCGGUUGACACUCGCCGCUACUCUUCUCAGCUUCCACCUAUCGACGUUCGCUGGGAACUCGACUGCCGGAGACGCUCGCAUGUACAUUGUGUCGUUUGCCGGCAGGCCGUUUCCUCUGUACGGAUUGUUGACGGACUACCGCAAAUUGGAAAGCCGUGGAGACGCGAGGAGGAGGGUCCAGUGGUGGGAAAGCGUGAAUAAGGUGGAGUUCUUGUUACUGUUAGAAUCACGGCACACACCCUUUAAUUCUUCCACCCACUCACAGGCACAUUUGUUUCGCAUACUUCUCUCCGUUUUGAAAACGAGAAAACGUAGAUUCUUGUCAACGAAGAACGCAGGGAGCCCCCGUGUUAAAAGGUUUUGCUUGUUUGUCUUUUUCGUGUAGCAUCAACUGUGUCGUCUCUGUGUAGCAUUUCCGUACCCACGCCCUCUGAGCCGUACCCUGUGACACAGUUUCGCGUCCUCGCCCUCGUCGAAGCAAACGGCCGGUGACUGGCUUGUCUCUGUAUCUGCUGUCGUUCUUCUUUCGGCCUAAAAUACCGGCGACGCUCGCGCUUCACAGGCAGCCGCCCGUUCCCGUUUCCGGCGGGGUCUGCGACCCGGACGCCGCGCUGUCCUCCGGUGUCUCUGUAUCGCGACUUUCUCUGCGGUAUCGGCCUCGCGUUGAUGCGCGUUGGUCUCUGGCUUCAUCGGGAUGGGAAGUCAGGGAGUGAGGAGCGGCUCCGCUAGCCGCAGCGGGAGUGGAGAGAACAGCCGGAGCAGCAGCUGCGCGCGAGACGCUUCCUCUUCUCCACCCCGUUCCACGUUCAAUUCGCCGCGUCUGCGUGCUCAGGCGGAACGCCAGGCGGCGGCGCAAGCGGAGGCAGUGGCGUCCUCCUCUUCGAUGCCGCGAAAUGGCUGUCAGUCUUCGGUUGCUGCCGGCGUUUCGUCGGGUCGCAGCACGAAGUUCUCCGGAUCGUUUUUCAGUCAAGCGAGCAGCUCGGGAGCAGGUCGGUCGAAGCGCGGGGGCAUGUGGUGCUAUAUCUGUCGAGACUCGAUGCAACGAGGGGAGGAGAACACCGUGGAGUGUACCGCCUGUCCGAAGCGGUUCCACAUGGAGUGUCUCCAGCAGGAGGGCGUGAUCCAGCCCGGUGAGCGAGUGGCUGCGGACGACUGGAUGUGCCCGCAGUGUCUGGAGGAACAUGAAGAAGACGAGAUCCAGAACGACGAACGAUGUUUCAUCUGCAAGCGGAAGGAGCCGGAGGACGAGGAGGAGGACCGCCUGCUCAUGUGCGACGGAUGCCCGAACAGCUACCACAUGCGGUCCUGCCUGAAACUGACGAUCGAGCCCGACGAAGAAAAGUGGUUCUGCCCUGAGUGCAAUCCCUCGGGCUUCAAGCAGGACGAAAUUCGCCGCCUCGGCCGCGGCCGCGCUGGCGCCGGCACGACCGAAGGCCGCGGCGAAAUCGUGAACUCGUCGACGUGCUACGUUUGCCAACGGCCCGGAAAACUCCUCGGCUGCGACUUUUGUGUCAACAGCUUCCAUCCCACCUGUCUCGUAGACGUGGACUGGGACGCCAUCGGCGAAGAGUGGGAGUGUCCAGUCUGCAAGGGUCACGACCCGCUGGCGAACCAGAUGCACAAGCGGUGGUCGCGCGCCGAGAUCGACGCGAAGCGGAAGGAGCGCAUCAAGUGCCUGGAGCGGAUCCGCGUGAAGACGACUCGGUAUCGCAACCGCUUUCUCCUCGUCAACCAAAAGGACCUCGGACCGUUUGUCAACCAGAAGGUCUUGAACAACCUAGCCAAGUCGUUUCGCGCGCAAAUGAACGCAAACGCUUCGGGAAGGCGCCGCGGCCCCCAGGCCCAAUGCGGCCGGUUGCAGGUCGAGCGGUCGAUCCAGGAUCUCCUGGAGAGCCUCGAGGACGAGGCUGCAGAGGAGAGCGCCAAAUUUGUCAAGCGCGCGUACCGGGCGUGUCGUCACCCGAGUGGUCGGAAGAUCGAGGGUGUACCGCUGCGUGAAGGCAUAGCACUGAAGCCGCACCAGGAAGAAGGCGUGGAAUGGCUCCUGCGGUCCUUCAUGACUGGAGGCGGCAUUCUCGCCGACGAGAUGGGGCUCGGAAAGACGAUCCAAACCCUGUGCUUCUUGUCGUACUUGAACGCGAUGAAGCUCGAGGGCCCCCACUUGAUCGUCGUCCCGCUGUCCACCGUGGGCAACUGGAUGCGGGAAGUCCACCGCUUCACCCCGUCGCUGACGCAUAUUAAAAUCUGCGGGUCGCGCGCCGAGCGCCAGCACGCGAUGGAGGACCGCCUGGCGCAGAAGGGACUCUACGAUUUGUACAUCACAACGUACGAGACAGUGAAGAGCGAGGAGGAGUUCUUUGUGGAGACGAUUCCUCACUGGCAAUGCAUCGUUCUGGACGAAGCACACCGCAUCAAGAAUGCGUCGGGCGCCAUUCGCCACGCCCUGGACCGCGUCAUCGGCAACAUGCGGCUGCUGCUGACGGGGACGCCUCUCCAGAACAACGCUGCAGAGUUGUUCACGCUCAUCAACUUCCUUAUGCCGGACGUGUUCCGGGACUCGCAGGUAAUUGAGCAGGCUUUUUUGGCGAAUCCACAGGGUGGCGGCGCGGGUGCGCAAGCGGCGACCAAGAGGGAUACAGCCUCCGGACGCGGCGAUAACAUCAGCCCCAAGAGUCAGAACGGGAAGAAGGCUCCCGUUGUCGAGGUGGACCAGCUGUUCCGCCAGGAAGAUCUGGAGGCGAUUCGUAACCUUCUCGACCGCGUUAUGCUAAGAAGACUAAAGGAACAGGCUAUCGCCCUCCCGAAAAAGUUGUACCAUUCUGUUUGGGUGCCGCUCUCGGCGCCGGCCGCCUCGUGGCUCGAACGACUGCUGCGAGUUCGAGCGCUGCAGGAAGCUGGCAAGGACAAACUAAACACGAGCUCGUAUCGUAAGAUGCUGGGACUCGUUAUCAAAAUGCGCAUCAUCUGCGCACACCCGAAGGCUCUCUGUGCCCGCGAGAGCCAAAUGCAGCGACUCCAGGCGUUUUUCGUGGAGGAGAACGCGGAAAUGCAGACGGAGGUAAUCGAGGCUGCCCGGAAGAUCCAACGGAUCGAAGGAGAAGCCCACAUACUGUGCAGCGCGAAGCUUACGUUCCUGGAUAAACUGAUGCGUCACCUGCACGAGCUAAACUGCAAGUAUGUCCCUAGGUAUGAGAAAGACUACGAGAACCAUCGACGAGAGACCGCGACGUACAAGUUCUAUAAACACCACGAGGAACGGGUGAAGGAGGAAACGGCCGCAGGGCGCAAGCCUCCGCGGCGCCCAAAGAGAAACGAACUUGGAGGCAUCGAAGAGUUCCAGCGUUUGCUGCGGGCGGGUCACCCGCGACUGGCGGGUGUACCAACAGUUGAAGACCCCGACUUCCUAGAGGAAGGCAUGUACCCAGCCGAAUUUCAGCUGCCGCAGCCGGUUGAGUCAAGCGUGAGAGGCGCAGACGGACUGGGUCUCCUCGGAAGACGGCGGGCGAGUGGGGACGAGGGUGUCGAUAUGGAGAACGGGCGAGACAGAGGGAAGGUAUCGAGUUCUUCAGAAGGGGCGGACAUGGCAGAGGGCAAACAUGGCGCUUCUCAGUCGUCUCGCGGACCGCAUGAUGGAACUGGGAAGCGGAAGGUGAUUGACGAUGAGGAUGACCAAGACGAGGGCGACGCCGUCAAGUCCCGAGAUGCGGCCCGGACUAAGAAAAAGCGUGGCUUGGUCAUUUUGGACGAGGACGAUGAUAUGGGGACUGUGACGGCCGUUUCUUCUUCGUCCCCCGUCCCCAUUGCCUCCUCAAUGACUUCCUCCACUGCAGCCACGUCGCCCGCGGCUGAGGACGCGUCUUCUGGCGCAAGGCGGAGCAGUUCUUCAGAACAUUCGGACGAACUGCGUCCGCCCCCCACCCCAGGUGAAGGCGCUUCUACUGCCGCCUCGGUGGUGAAAAGUGAAGAUGCGGUGCCGAAUGGGCUGCAGGCGUCUCCGAGGGGACUGUGUGCCUCCCCACGGGCCGGCGAUGAGGCCUUGUCGACGACGUGCUGCACCAGCACCCCGUCAAGCACGAAAGACAACGGAAGAAGAAGCGGCCGAAGCAGCGAUGGAACCCAACCGGCGUAUCCCGUAAAGAAGGAAGAAGGCGAGCAAGUGGGCGGAGCAAAGGCGGAAGUGUCCAAGGAGGAGACGGAAGAGACCAAAGUGGAGGUGAAGGUCGAAACGCAGGAGCGAACAGAGGGCGCGGAACAACAGCGGAACGGAAAGGGAGAAGCAGUGGCGUUUGGAAAUGAAAAACAAGAAUUCGUCAUCGACCGGUCACAACCUAAAGCCCAGCGACUCCUUGUCUUCACGCAGUUUCAACUCGUCCUGGAUGAACUCGAAGCCUACUGCCACUAUCGAGGCUGGAAAUAUCUAAGACUAGAUGGGUCGACAAACAAGUUCGUGCGCGAACUCGACAUCCGCGACUUCAACUCCGAGAACAGCACGUACUUCGUCUACCUCAUCAGCACCCGCGCAGGAGGUCUUGGGAUCAACCUGACGUCGGCCAACCACGUCGUCCUCUACGACCAUGACUGGAACCCUUUCAUCGAUCUCCAAGCAAUUGACAGAGCUCAUCGUAUCGGGCAACAAAGGGCGGUCCACGUCUGGAGUCUCGUCAACGAGUGGACGGUCGAGGAACGCAUGGCCUUCCGACGUGAACAGAAACUGCGUUUAGACAAACUUCUCGUUCAAAACCAGCAGGAAGAAGCCCUGGACGACGAAGACGAAGAACAGCAGAAAGGUGGAGACAAAAUCUCGACCGAUGAGAUUCGAAAGCUUAUGCUGCACGGCCGCAAGGCUAUUGUGGAAGUGGCAGCAAAGAAUCCUGUCAGUAUUGCAGAGUGUUCUCUGGAGGAGUUGACGGAUCGUCAGCGUCUCCCUCUUCCCGAGCUUAUGGAUGGCGAGGGCAACGGGGACAGUGCUCUUCUGGACUCCAGUCGCAUAACAACAAACGAAGAUGGAGACGACGAUGAACUGGGUAGCCGCGAUGGCGAAAAUAUGGUUGACAUCGAUGAGGUGAUGAACGAAGAAGCAGAAGAGCAAAACAAACGGUUUCAGCUACUUGAGUCCGCAGAUAGCGUCUCUCCCGAUACAGGAAGUGUAGAGAUGGGAGUGGCAGGCUGUGGAGGCUCUACAGGAGGCCCGCAAGACAGUCCAGAAGGCUCCAAGACCACCAGCGAAAAUGAGACUGCUUUCGCAAGGGAGAUCGAGAGAGCGAGGGAGGGAGAAGAAGGACGGACACCCACGGGUGACCAGGCUGUGCCGAGUCCGGCCGAGGGAGAAAACGACGCAAGCCGCGGAUCCGGCACAGGCAGAACCAAGGGGAAACUCGAAAACGAGUUGCAAAGAGCUGGUGUCUUGUGGCGGUCAGAAAGAGAAAGAAAGAAACCCAUCGCUGUGUAUGUACCCCAGGAAUUCGGCCAAAGGGAGGAGAGGAAGAAGAUAAAGCACGAAAGCAAGUGCUUCCUGUGUGGCAACGGAAAGGACUUUGAACACACGAGCGUGGACGCCGAUGGCAACACAACUAAGGUGUCGCUGGGAGACUUAGUGUAUUGCAGCGGUUGCCCGCGGUCCUAUCAUCGCGUCUGCGAAGGUCUACCACGAGAUGUGAAGAAGAGCUGGAGAUGCAGAUGGCAUGAGUGCUGCCUUUGCUUCCGGAAAACGUCUCAGUGCGGGAACAUGCUCAUCCACUGCGCCAAGUGUCCUACGUCGUUCUGCUACGACUGUUUUCCUCCCGACUACUGUCGCCACAAUGUUAGCGAAGAGUACUACUCUUAUCUCCGCCAGAGGGGAAUGAAUGUUACGCCUCAAAACUGGAUUCUUCUGCUAUGUUCCCGGUGCAAAGCGGUUGAAGAGCAACAGACGAGAAGACGGCUUACGAAGGAAGAGAAGGAACAAGAGAAACUCCAGCAGAAGGAGCUGCGUCAACAGCAGAAGGAACUCCACCACGACCUUGACGCUUCCAAGAGGAAGCAAGAAAAUCAACAAAGACGGCAGGAGUGCAGGCAGCGUGCAGAAGAAGAGAGACAGUUCCAGGAAGCGAAGCAGCAGAUUGAUUCUCAGGACGCGAAGCAAGAAGAAGAGCUCCGUCAAGCGUACCAGCAUCUCUUCCCCGCUGCUUUUACGGAAGAACUUCACAAACGCGUUUCUGCAGCCAAGUCGGCUCAGAAGGCCAGUCGGGAUGCGUCCGUGGCAGUUCAGGCACAGGUCGCUGCAGCUGCGGCUGCCAGAGCCGUGGCUGUCUCUGUUGUCUCCGCGGCAGCUAGUGGAUCCCAACCAGCGGUGUCGGGAAGUCUGGAUGAGCAGCAACAAAGGAGUCUCCAAGCGGCGGCAGCAGCAGCUCAGCAGGCGGCUCUCAAUGCGAAAAAGGCGCAGCAGCAAACGAAGAGGCCGGUGAAUCAGCUGGCAAAUAUGAAGCUUCCCGGAGCGUCGAUUGCCCUGUGUGAAAACUGCCACUUCCCCUGCCACGGAGUGCGGGACUAUCCGGCGCCGUGCUGCUUCCCCGCAGAGGUCCAGUCACGGUUUUUCGUUCGCUGUACUCCAGGGGGAACGACCAAGACGAGCGGUUGCUACUCGCCCCUGGGAGAUAACUCGAAAGCGAGUCAGAUCCACACUGGCAAUGACUCGGAUCAAGGCUCUCUUUCUGCGUCUCCAGACGCUCUCCAACUCCGAGAGGGCGAGGAGGAAGCAGGCACAAGUCACGGGCAGAAGAGAGACGAGGACUACGGAGCGGAGAUCACGACCGGGGACGGCCAGCAGCGGUCUCCGUCCGACCGCGAAAACGGGCCUGGAACUGCGUCGCCAGGCGCCGCUCUGCUGCCCGCAGGAAGGGGAAGAGGCGGAGCAGGAACACCCAUGACUCCUGAGGUGCCCGCCGCCCUCGCUGAAAAAUUGGGUCUCUCCGUCGAGGCGCUGACCAGUGGAGUCGAUGCAGCGACUGCGGCGCAAAUCACAGCAGCUGGCGGCGCUUCAGACCAAGUGCGCUUCGUCCAUCGCCAAGUUUGUGGCUGCUGUGGAGAAUGCCGAACGGGAAGGCGUGGACACCUCAGGAAACACUGCCCGAAUCUGCCGGCUGAGGAGAAGAAAAAGUACGUCGAACGACGAGAAAAGAUGCAACAGCUAAUUCAAAAACUCAUGCAACACCCGCCGAUUCCCGACACAUCAAACGUCAACGGCUAUGCAGGAGCUUCCCCACAGCGGCUCAAGUGGUACUUCCAGCAGUAUCAACAGCAAGCGGACCGUAUCGUUGAAGAGACGAUGAUUGUUCUGGGUCUUCAAGCGGCGGUGGCGCCCCGGACAUUUGGACAACGCCGGUCGGCAGGGGGCGGGAGUUCUGGUCUACCAAGUGGAUCACCUGCGGGCAGUUUCCCUCGGAGUCCAGGGACUGCAUCUCAGCUCGUGCUCCACCAGCAAGGUGGAGGUUUACCUGUGGUAGAAGGGGCAGCGACAGGUGGACGAAAAAGAAAUGUCGAUUCUGGCCAUGCAACUCCGGGUGGAGCAGGCAUGAAGAAGCAGCCAGCCGGUCGACGUCCAAGUGCCAGUCCAAAGAGCGCAGGGCGAGAAUCGUCGACCGGCGGAAGUGACGUAGAAGUUGUAGGUGUCGGCCGCACCAACCAAUCUUCUGGAGGAGAAAAAGGCAGUCGCUCUCAGGCUGGAAAGGGAGCUGGUGGCGAAGGCAAGGCCGGACGAGGAAACAAGCUUCCGGCGACAAACCCGUGGAACACAGGUCCUCAUACCUCCUGCAACAGCCUCGCUUCGGCAACCACUACCAAAGAGGGGGGUUUAACACCGAAGACUCUGCUCAAGGGCGUCGACAGUGCUGUUCAAUCUGGAUUUGCUGGGGCGUGUACUGCAAAUGCUCCCUUCGCUGGCCCGGGGUUCAAACGCGCGCUUGGCGAUGGCAAAAGCAACCGAUCAGGUGGAGACACGACGGCGCCUGGAGGUAGCACAGAUAGUAGCCCAAGCAGUGGUGCGCCACCGCAGAAACGGCGAAAACCAGCGUCUCCAAAGGGGCUUGUGGGAACUGAAUCAGGCACAUCUGGUGGGAAAAGGGGAGCUGAAGGAUCGUCGCUUCUGUCUGGUGCCACGACUGGCGCCUCGAGCAGCGGAAAUUCCGGGGGAACGGGAUUGAGUGCCGUUGCGCCUGUCAAACAACAGCAGUCGAUACUGGAAUUCUUCUGUGCGCGAAAUACAAAGAGUGGAGGAAACAUCACCGCAGCGGGGGGUCCAAUGGCCGUCCUCGCUGCUCUUGCUGCUGCCAAACAACGUGCAGCAGGUGGCGGCAGCGUCGCGGGGGCAGGAGGCAAGACAGUCCCGUAAGGAACUUCGGAAACCGGUCCGUUGUGGCCAUUUUGUUGGAAAAGUGGACGGCUUCUUCAGUGAAGGAGCAGGCGUAGUAUGAGGUCGUCCCCAGUAACGGGUGAGAGGAACAAUCUCUGUUAGAGUCGGUGCAAGUACGUGUGCAUCACUUGUGUGUUGCCUGGUACAAGGCAGAAACCACUAGGCCGAAUUAGGGAAUGGAGAGUUCAAGAUGACGGUUUAUUGACACGGCAUUUGUGUUCUGUAUAGCGGCUGCUCACGAUCGGACAGAGUGACUCAAAGUUGCGUGACAUGUGGCUUCCUUUGCUGUUUCAGAAAAGUUUCACACCGGGAAGGCAGAACAACUGCGGUCGCUCUGCAUACGUACAUUUGUAAAAUUAUACAGCUUCAUCUUUUGUAGUGGAAUUGCGCAGUUGAUGUUCAUGCAUGUGUACGUCGAAACUAAUUUUUUGUUCAUUCCAGCUCCACAGUCAAUGAUCUAGGUAGAACUGGCGAUUGAUUGAAGUUGAUGCAUAUGUAGUUAUUUUCCCUUGCUUGAUUAAAGGUCUAUUUGUGCCGAAUAUUCCCGGGGGACUUGUGCGUGCCUGUACCCUGGAACGCGUGUGACUGACUUCCUUUCUUUCAACCAUUUGACUGUACAACGCUGCAAAUUUUUUUCUCCACUUCUUGCCUAGGGAACCUACGUACAUCAAGAAUCUUCCCUCUAGUAAAGCCAGGAUUUGAAGAGCUUCAUGCGAGCCAUCUCGUAGUCCGAAAAGGUGCUGCUGAUGAUGCAUUGGGCGGGGACUGUUGCACCGAAAUGCGGUCUUGUCCGUUACGAGAGAACUCAUUUUUCUGGUUGGUUUCGGUGUUAUGAUUCUAAAAGACAAGGCCUUUCAAGCAAACUCAAGUACUUUGCUGCUGC
This is a messenger RNA of Toxoplasma gondii ME49, 13204 nucleotides long. RefSeq names its product SWI2/SNF2-containing PHD finger protein. Bases 4630 to 12300 code for a protein of 2556 amino acids. Gene Ontology annotation, cellular component: nucleus. The transcript has 9 exons. Gene Ontology annotation, molecular function: ATP-dependent chromatin remodeler activity; ATP binding; DNA binding. The record is from RefSeq and is a predicted model, not a curated record. Lineage: Eukaryota; Apicomplexa; Conoidasida; Eucoccidiorida; Sarcocystidae.